Messenger RNA from Nymphaea colorata (pocket water lily), 2703 nucleotides. RefSeq lists its product as uncharacterized. Gene Ontology annotation, molecular function: protein-macromolecule adaptor activity; protein binding. The record is from RefSeq and is a predicted model, not a curated record. The transcript has 17 exons. Lineage: Eukaryota; Viridiplantae; Streptophyta; Magnoliopsida; Nymphaeales; Nymphaeaceae. Bases 79 to 1509 code for a protein of 476 amino acids. Gene Ontology annotation, cellular component: nucleus. Gene Ontology annotation, biological process: proteasome-mediated ubiquitin-dependent protein catabolic process.
UCUUCUCCUCGUUAAUGCAGAGGAAUCCAACGCUCACAAUCGUCGCCUGGAGAGAGACACACACGUUGAGAGAGUGGGAUGGCGUGGUCGAACCGUUAUUGCUGUUCUUCUUCCCGUUCCCUUCACAGCGAGAUCAGGAGCAGAGAGAUCAAUGGUUUCAGAGUGCGGAAGAGGCCGUAUGUGCAGGGGGGAGAAUCGGAUUCUGGUGGCAGAGGUGCAGGGAUAUUGGCAAUCGACCACGACGAUGCGCCCAGUCCGCCCCUAGCCCUUUCCUUUGGCAAGACUCUGAGAAGUGGGCACCUCCUUGCUGUGGCUGAUGAAGAUGGAUUCAUCGCUUUGUAUGAUACUCGGCGUCCGCUUCCUUCAUCCCGCUUUCCCAGUGAACAACCAGUUGAAGCAAAGGUGUCCGAGUGGUUGGCUCAUUCUAGUGCUGUUUUCAAUACUUGCUGGGCAAAGGAGGAUUCUGUGCUCAUGACAGCUUCAGGAGAUCAAACGAUAAGGGCAUGGAAUGUGGAGACAACGCAACUUCUUGAUGUAAUGUGGGGCCAUUCGGGCAGUAUAAAGACGCUGUGCUCGCACCCACUGAAUCCUGACCUUCUGGUAUCUGGUUCAAGAGAUGGAUGCGUUGUGCUUUGGGACAGACGUUGUAACUCAAUUUCGAGAAAAGUCCUCGGCAAACCCUGUUUGCUGCCAAUUGCCGUGAUCCACAAUGCGCAUCCUCCUAAAGACUACCAUACAAGGCCAACUGUCAUGUUCAAUAAUCCAAAUACUUGCACCACAAGAAAAUCUAGCAAGCAAGCCAAGACAGUAUCCAAAAGCAUAACGUCGGUUCUUUAUCUUAAAGAUGGAUUAUCAAUCGCUAGCGGAGGGGCUGUGGACAGUGUCAUAAAAUUCUGGGAUUCUCGUAAUCUGAAGACCAACACAGCUCAAGCUCAACCCCAUAUCGAGACAUAUAGCGUAAAGAAGAAAAGAGCGCAUGGAGUUACGUGCUUGUCUCAAGUCCUAGAUGGCAGCUCUCUUGCGGCUUCCUGCAUGGAUAGUAGGAUUUACUUGUACAAUGUGGUUCAACCAGAUAAAGGACCAGUAAAAACUUUUUCAGGCCACCUGAUAGAGUCGUUCUAUGUAAAGUCUGCUAUAAGUCAUGACGGUGCUCACUUGCUCAGCGGUUCCACAGAUGGUCAUGCCUAUGUGUGGCAGGUGGAUGAGCCUGAGGCUGCACCUGUGAUGCUGGAAGGCCACGAAGCAGAAGUCACGGCUGUAGAUUGGUGUCCCUCGGAGAUUGGGAAAAUUGCUACUGCUGCUGAUGAUUACACGGUUCGAAUCUGGAGGAGUAAGACUGGCAGUUAUUUGAAUCAUAACUCGGCUUCUGUCACUCGAACAGAUGCUACAUGUUCUAGCCUUGAAUAUGGACAACUGUGUGGUGAUGUCCCCUCAAAUGAGCAAACAGAAUCACCGCAAACUUCACCUGCCCAUUUCUCUCCACCUGACUCUACCAACCUUCAGGCGUAAACUCCAGAAGCAACAGUAAAGAUGAGCUCUUUUCAAUCUUUUAUGGAAGAGACGGUUGCAGAAGACCUCAGAAGACAAUAUGACGAGCCCGUCCUCUGUUUUGAACCCACCUUCCUCCUUGAAAAGGAGGACCAUUAGAGAUUAUUUUGUUGCCGCUUCCUGAAAAUUGGGCCAUUCGUCCAGUUUCAGAGGAAAGUGGCUCACCUAAAGCGUUCUUUUGCAGGAUACAACUUGACAAGUUUUCUAUUCAGUCUUCACCAGUAAAAGGUGAUGGAUGUUCCAACCAGAGGAUAAGCUCCUUGGUGCCAGAGGGUGAAAAAGUGUUCACCUUUGCUGCCGCAAGCAUUCCUUUACAGGCUACAACUCGACAAUUUUCUGUUCAGUCUUCACGAGGAAAAGGUGAUGGUUAUGUUCCAAGCGGAGGAUAACCUCCUUGGUGCCAGAGGGUGAAGAAAAGGGUAUAUGCGCAUGCAAGCGCAAAAUUCUCACGUGCUGUGGCUGUAGAUGCAGGAAGGCAUGUCAAAUACUGAGGGAGAUAUUGAACAAGAGUAGAGUACUCAAACUAUCACAAUGCUCUAAGAGAGCGUCAGCUCUCUCUUUCAUACACGCGUACAUGCUAUAACUGUGAGAAUAAAUUUAUACAAGUAAAUAUUUUAUAAACAACUAUUUGUUUACCGGAGUCACUUGAAAAUAAGGGUGGGUGUCGGGCCGGGCCGCCGGUGGGCCGGCCCGGCCCGGUUGGGCUCAGGCUUGGGCCAGCAUUUUACGGGCCCCAUAUGCCAGUCCUGAGCCCGUUUAAGUGUAAAAUAUAUAUAUAUAUAUAUUAAUUUUUUUAUUUUAAUAAUAUAUAUUUAUUAUUAACAAAUAUAUUUUAUAUUUAAAAAUGUAUUUUAUGAUUAAAAAUUAUUUUUUAUUUUUAAACGGGCCGGGUGCCCACCCUUCUUGGAAAGCACUUGUCUUUAUAGUUCACCUUAGUGGUUGAUGGCCUUCUCUGUUGGCCGUACUUUCUGUAUCCACCUGGAGAAGCUUUUCUUGAUGCUAUUUUCCGGCUUUGUGACCAUAUUACUUAAAUCAGCAAUUGUUUUCAGAUGAAUGCAAAAAUAAAUUUUUUCAUGAAUGCUUUGGCGUUAUGUAUAAGCCAACAUUUUAUGAUUCAAAGUUGGAAUAGAAAGUUUUAUGAUUCAGCAUGCCUUA